Molecule: messenger RNA, 820 nt
Organism: Schizosaccharomyces cryophilus OY26
Lineage: Eukaryota; Fungi; Ascomycota; Schizosaccharomycetes; Schizosaccharomycetales; Schizosaccharomycetaceae
Product: 60S ribosomal protein L10a
Exons: 1
Coding region: 16-666 (216 amino acids)
Biological process (GO): translation
Cellular component (GO): large ribosomal subunit
Molecular function (GO): structural constituent of ribosome; RNA binding
Source: RefSeq, a predicted model, not a curated record
CACCAGCAUUGAACCAUGUCAAAGGUCAGCGUUGCCACGGUUCGCUCUAAUGUCGAGCAAAUCCUAAAGGGAUCUCAGGAAAAGAGACGCCAUUUCACUGAGACCGUCGAGCUUCAAAUCGGUUUGAAGAACUACGACCCUCAACGUGAUAAGCGUUUCUCUGGUACCAUCAAGUUGCCCAAUGUCCCUCGCCCUAACAUGGCUCUCUGCAUUCUUGGUGAUGCCCACGAUUUGGACCGUGCUAAGCAUGGCGGUGUUGAUGCUAUGUCGGUCGACGAUUUGAAGAAGCUUAACAAAAACAAGAAGCUUGUUAAGAAGUUGGCUAAGAAGUACGAUGCCUUCGUUGCUUCUGAAGUCCUUAUCAAGCAAAUUCCUCGUUUGUUAGGUCCCGGUCUUUCUAAGGCUGGUAAGUUCCCCACCCCUGUCUCUCACAACGAUGAUCUUUACGGUAAGAUUGUUGAAGUUAAGUCUACCAUCAAGUUCCAAUUAAAGAAGGUCCUUUGCCUUGGUGUUGCCGUUGGUCACGUUGAGAUGUCUCAAGACCAAUUGAUAUCCAACAUCAUGCUUGCCGUCAACUUCUUGGUCUCUUUGCUUAAGAAGGGCUGGCAAAACAUUGGCUCCUUGGUCGUCAAGUCUACCAUGGGUAAGCCUUUCAGACUCUACUAAAAAAAGGCAUGUGGGGUUGGUGUUUCACUUUCUAGUAUAAUUUUCUUACAUGCAAUCAAUUUCACUUGAUUCAAAAUCAAAUGUUUCUAUAAGUAUCCGUCUGCGUUUAGCUAUCAAUAGAACAGUACAUUUGUAGCAAACUUCCAAAUUUCCC